CAGCAAAUCCACCCCUAAAAAUAGGCUCUGGUUUCCAAGCUGGUGAGGUCGCCUGUGGGGCUCUGUGACAUGCAAUCGGGAUACCUGCUCCCUCCGGUGCUCCUAGUUCUCACAGGUGUAUGGCUGAAAGAAGGGCUCCUUACUCACCUAGAGCUCAGCUCUUGUGUGGUGAAGAGCAGCACUUUCCAGAGGCCAAGUCCUCUGUCUGAGGGGCUGACCUGCUGUCCUGCUAGGACUGUGAAGAGAUUCAAAAAAUCUCUUAGCAAAAAGAUGACUUCGGGGCAGUCAAAGACCAGUCUGAACAAGGCCUAUGGAUCUAGCAAAGAAGAACCAGAAGAUGACUACAUCACACCAGGAGCCUUUGAGCUGGAGCGUCUCUUUUGGAAGGGCAGUCCCCAGUAUACCCACGUCAAUGAGGUCUGGCCCAAACUCUACAUAGGAGAUGAGGCCACAGCACUGGACCGGUACAGUUUGGAGAAAUCUGGCUUCACCCACAUCCUGAAUGCUGCCCAUGGCCGAUGGAAUGUAGACACAGGUCCAGAGUACUACAGAGACAUGUCCAUCGAAUACCAUGGAGUGGAAGCCGAUGACCUCCCCACCUUCAACCUCAGCGAGUUCUUUUACUCGGCUGCAGAAUUCAUCGAUGCUGCUCUCCAAAGUGAUAGGAAUAAGAUUCUAGUUCACUGUGUUAUGGGCCGUAGUCGCUCGGCUACCUUGGUUUUGGCAUACCUGAUGAUUUACAGGAACAUGACGGUGGUGGAGGCGAUUGAGCAAGUGGCCAAGAAUCGCUGCGUUCUGCCCAACCGUGGAUUCCUCAAACAGCUCCGGGAAUUGGACAAACAGCUGCUCCUCCAGAGGCGGAAUGCUCAGUCUAAUGAAGAAGAGAACUUGGAAGAGAAGGAAAUCUAAGGCUUGAAGACCCCUUCACACAGAGUUGCCCCCAAAUACUUUGCACUGGAGAAAAAUAUUUUCAAAACAAACAAAAAACCAAUAGUCCCUGAAAGUUCUUUGGCAUGAAAACCUGGAAGCCUCUAUUUCUUUGGAAUAGCUGUGAGCAUCGCAGGGAGUCCUGUGGAGCACAUUAGGGGAUCAUAGAAAACCUAGACUCCCUAAGCUGCUCCCCUUUGGGGUCCGAUACUGUUUCACAGCAAGAGAAAAAGGAAAAGGACUAUAGAGUGGAAUUGAUUGCAGAUGAACGUGUAAUGCUUUAGUGAAACAUCAGUCUGUCAUGGGGAGGUGGGAAUGAUGGGUGCUGUGUCAUGGAGGAGAGGCACAUUUUCCCACAGGCCAUUCUUUUAUAACACAAAUUUUAUAGCACCCAAAAGGUGGGCUGGCUGAUGGCAUUAGGGGUAUGUUACAAGAGUGUCACAUUAACCCAUCACCUCUUCUGUGUUGUUACUGUUCAUAGCACCAAGCACUCUCCUUCCAUCAUCUGGGGCUGGGCCACCCAGGUCCUGUUGUAGGUUUACCUCAGGAUUCAUUAAUGCUGUCUUUGAGGACUGAUCACCUGCACAGGCUGAUGCACGUGUGAAAUGGCUGUUGCCUGAAUUUACAACCUAGCUUCCUAAUGCUUCCUCUGAUAGGCCCGACACCAAUACCUAGAUUCACUCAGGCUCUUUACAGUUACAAAGAACAGAUGAGUUUGAAAGGGUCAGGGCAGAACAAAAGCAAGAGCAGAAACCGUCUGUCAAUUCUUUUCUUUUCUUUUCUUUUUUUUUUUUGAGAGACCUUUUCCUAUCUCAUAUAUGGAAACCUUGGAGCUUCAAUGGAUCUUCAAGAUAAUGAAUCUAGUCUUUUUUACAGAUGGGGAAACUGAGGCCCAGUUUGCACAAGGUCAAAUAAACUGGUGGAAUAGCAA
Messenger RNA from Dromiciops gliroides (monito del monte), 1858 nucleotides. It is a transcript of the gene DUSP29, whose product is annotated as dual specificity phosphatase 29. Lineage: Eukaryota; Metazoa; Chordata; Mammalia; Microbiotheria; Microbiotheriidae. The coding region runs from base 70 to 909 and encodes 279 amino acids. Gene Ontology annotation, cellular component: cytoplasm. The record is from RefSeq and is a predicted model, not a curated record. Gene Ontology annotation, molecular function: protein tyrosine/serine/threonine phosphatase activity; MAP kinase phosphatase activity. Gene Ontology annotation, biological process: protein dephosphorylation; negative regulation of MAPK cascade. The transcript has 5 exons.